CGGAGCCGCCCGACCCGGGUGCGCGGAGGAAGCGCAUGGCGGCGGUGGGGCCGCGGGCCGGCCCGGGCGCGGGGGCCGAGGCGCUGGCGCUGGCGGCAGAGCUGCAGGGCGAGGCGACGUGCUCCAUCUGCUUAGAGCUCUUCCGCGAGCCGGUGUCUGUAGAAUGCGGCCACAGCUUCUGCCGCGCCUGCAUCGCGCGCUGCUGGGAGCGCCCCGGCGCCGGGGCCGCGGCCGCGCCCCGCGGGCCGCCCUGCCCGCUGCCCUGCCCGCAGUGCCGCGAGCCCGCGCGCCCCAGUCAGGUGCGGCCCAACAGGCAGCUGGCGGCGGUGGCCACACUGUUGCGGCGCUUCAGCCUGCCCGCGGCCGUCCCGGGGGAGCUCGGGUCCCCGGAGGCGGCGGCCACCUCGGCGCCUGCCGGGUGCGCUCAGCACCGCGAACCGCUCAAGCUCUACUGCCAGGAUGACGGACGCGCCAUUUGCGUGGUGUGCGACCGCGCCCGCGAGCACCGCGCGCACGCAGUGCUGCCGCUCGACGAGGCGGUGCAGGAGGCCAAGGAGCUCUUGGAGUCCAGGCUCAGGGGCUUGAAGAAGGAACUGGAGGACUAUGAGGUGUGCCGGGCCACAGAAGAGAAGGAGAGCAGGGAGCUCCUGAAGCAGAUGGCCGCUGAGCGGGAGAAAGUAGGGGCAGAGUUCCAGGCGCUGCGGGCCUUCCUGGUGGAGCAGGAGGGCCGGCUGCUGGGCCGCCUGGAGGAGCUGUCCCGGGAAGUGACACAAAAGCAGAAUGAGAACCUGACCCAGCUCGGAGGUGAGAUUGCCCAGCUCUCCAAGCUCUGCAGCCAGCUCCAGGAGACAGCUGGAAAGCCUGACCUCGAUUUUCUCCAGGAAUUCAAAAGCACACUGGAUAGGUGCAGCAAUGUGCCUGGCCCCAAGCCAACCACAGUCUCUUCUGAGAUGAAGAAUAAAGUCUGGAAUGUCUCCCUUAAGACCUUCAUCUUAAAAGGGCUGCUGAAGAAGUUUAAAGAAGAUCUUCGGGGAGAGCUGGAGAAAGAGGAGAAAGUGGAGCUCACCUUGGACGCCGACACGGCCAACCCGCGCCUGAUCCUCUCUCUUGAUCUGAAGAGCGUGCGCCUCGGCCAGCGGGCCCAGGACCUGCCCAACCACCCCCGCCGCUUCGAUACCAACACCCGCGUCCUGGCGUCCUGCGGCUUCUCCUCUGGCCGGCACCACUGGGAGGUGGAAGUGGGCUCCAAGGACGGCUGGGCCUUCGGCGUGGCCCGCGAGAGCGUGCGUCGCAAGGGCCUCACGCCCUUCACCCCCGAGGAGGGCGUCUGGGCUCUGCAGCUCAACGGUGGCCAGUACUGGGCUGUGACCAGCCCUGAGCGGACGCCCCUCAGCUGUGGGCACCUGUCGCGUGUGCGGGUGGCCCUGGACCUGGAAGUGGGAGCUGUGUCCUUCUAUGCCAUGGAGGACAUGCGCCACCUCUACACCUUCCGCGUCAACUUCCAGGAGCGUGUGUUCCCGCUUUUCUCUGUCUGCUCCACCGGCACCUACUUGCGAAUCUGGCCGUGA
This is a messenger RNA of Propithecus coquereli (Coquerel's sifaka), 1568 nucleotides long. It is a transcript of the gene TRIM7, whose product is annotated as tripartite motif containing 7. Gene Ontology annotation, molecular function: protein binding; zinc ion binding. Bases 36 to 1568 code for a protein of 510 amino acids. The record is from RefSeq and is a predicted model, not a curated record. NCBI's taxonomy places the organism in Eukaryota, Metazoa, Chordata, Mammalia, Primates, Indriidae. The transcript is spliced from 7 exons.